Messenger RNA from Leguminivora glycinivorella, 986 nucleotides. Its product is annotated as androgen-dependent TFPI-regulating protein-like. Lineage: Eukaryota; Metazoa; Arthropoda; Insecta; Lepidoptera; Tortricidae. The record is from RefSeq and is a predicted model, not a curated record. Gene Ontology annotation, cellular component: endomembrane system; membrane. Bases 125 to 859 code for a protein of 244 amino acids. The transcript has 5 exons.
AGUAUUUUGGUUUUUAUUUUUAUACAACAUAUAUAAGCGUUAUAUUUGUCAGCUGUAUGUACAGUACAAUUUCAAUUUAUUUGAAGAACUUAUCGUAUUUGGCCAUCGAAAUUUUUUAUGCAUAAUGUCGAAACUAGGCUACCUCCGGAUCCUCGGUUACGUGACCACACUAACUAUGCACAUCGGCAAUUUAGUGUACGUGGGAAUGCAUUUAACGGAGGACGUUCUAGAAGAUAAAAGAGUGAGGCUAUUUGGGGAGACGAGAAGAAGAUAUUUUACUUGUUGGACUUUCUUCCUCCACAUGAUUUACGCCAUAAUCGGCCUGAGCUGUGAAAUCCUCAUAAUAAAAAAUAGCAAUGUAAAGAACUAUAGUCUCCCCAAACAUUUGAAGGGAUGUAGAGAUACCAUAUUUGCCGCUCUACUAUGGCCAGCUACACUGCUCGUGUUCACAGUUUUCUGGACCCUUUUCCUCUACGACAGGAGCCUCAUUUUCCCCGCCUUCAUAGACAAAGUCCUCACCCCCACAUCUAACCACAUCAUGCACACAGCUAUAGUACCCACAGCGCUGUGGGAGGUAUUGCUACAGCCGAGAUUCGAACCCCGGUCCCACGUGAAGAAUGUCGCGCAUCUGGUGGUUUAUAUGUUGGUGUAUUUGGGAGUAUUUGUCUACACCUAUAUCGAGCGAGGAAUAUGGUUAUACCCUAUAUUCAAGAAGUUAUAUGGAACGGUAUAUUUCCCUCUGACAAUGUUAAUAAUUUUCCUUCUUUUAUUAAUAUUCUAUCGCAUUCAGUGGACGAUUUCCUAUUUGAUUUAUGGUAAGGAAAAAACGAAGAAAGAGAAGGCGAAAAAAAUACGUUAGUAAAAAUAAGGCUAAUUUAAUAGUUUUUAUUAUAUUGAUCUUUGUAAGCUUAUUUAAUUUUAAGCUUUGAUAAAAAUGGUAAACAUGGGAUGAUGAAAGCAUUUUUCAGUAAAUAUGUUUUAAUACA